Myodes glareolus (Bank vole) is the source of this 848-nucleotide messenger RNA. NCBI's taxonomy places the organism in Eukaryota, Metazoa, Chordata, Mammalia, Rodentia, Cricetidae. The record is from RefSeq and is a predicted model, not a curated record.
GCUUGGAAUCCAGGACUGUUUGUUAAAGAUGGGAGGGGUCACACAUGGAGUAGCUGUGUGGCCGCCUUGGGCACACAGGUCUGUCCACAGGUGCGUGUUGUGUGUGUGUGUUUACUGUGCAUCUGUGUGGUAACAUGUCUUCUUCGUGGCCUCUGGUUCCCAAAGGAAACUUCUACUUCCUGGAGGGCUCCAAUGAUGCCCUGCUCUGUGGGAAUAGCAGUGAUGCCGGGCACUGCCCCGAAGGUUAUGAAUGCAUAAAGGCUGGACGGAACCCUAACUAUGGCUACACCAGCUAUGACACCUUCAGUUGGGCUUUCCUAGCUCUCUUCCGCCUCAUGACGCAGGACUACUGGGAGAACCUUUUCCAGCUGACCCUUCGAGCCGCUGGCAAGACCUACAUGAUCUUCUUCGUGGUCAUCAUCUUCCUGGGUUCCUUCUACCUCAUCAAUCUGAUCCUGGCGGUGGUGGCCAUGGCCUAUGCGGAGCAGAAUGAAGCUACCUUGGCGGAGGACCAGGAGAAAGAGGAGGAGUUUCAACAGAUGCUUGAGAAAUUCAAAAAACAUCAGGAGGAAUUAGAAAAGGCUAAGGCUGCCCAGGCUCUGGAAGGUGGGGAGGCAGAUGGGGACCCAGUCCACAACAAAGACUGCAAUGGCAGCCUGGACACGUCCGGGGAGAAGGGACCCCCGAGGCCAAGCUGCAGCGCAGACAGCGCCAUCUCAGAUGCUAUGGAGGGUAAGUGCCCUGUGCCCCCAUCCCCUCCCACUCUGCCUAUGCUUCCCACCAAGCCUUGCAAGUCUCCUGAGGUGCAGGGUGGGGCCUGCUUGGACCCAGCUUCAGGAGGGCAGUAA